UCAACUCAUGAAAGAUGUCAACAAAAGAACACAAGGGAGCAAAUCAAUACACUGGAAUAGGAUAUGAAAGUGUGGAAUCAACACCACAAAAUGUUCUGACGUCAUAUCCGCCGUUGUCCUAUCCAAACCAGGGCCCCCGUGUUUCUCCAAAAUCAAUCCUGGAAGCUUAUAUAUUAGCCAUUCCAUUCGGACUUUUGGGAUUCCACCACUUUUACCUACGCAGACCAGGAUUCGGGAUCCUCUAUUUCUUCACAUUUGGACUUCUGGGAGUGGGUGUCCUAGUGGACUUGUUCAGAUUACCAUGUCUGGUAAAUGAUGCAAACAAACGCUUACAAAAUCCACAAUCACCUGCAACUGAAGACAAACGUCUGGAUGACGCGUACCUUCUGUGGUUUGUCUUUGGCUUGUUAGGCUUCCAUCAUUUUUAUCUGCGUAACAAGAGCUUGGGAUUUCUCUAUUUCUUCACCUUUGGUCUCUUUGGAAUAGGGUGGUUAAUAGACAGUUGUCGUCUUUACUCGGUUGUUCAGAAAACUAAUGAAAAACACAGGAAUGGAAUGGACAAAUUCGAGGAGUUUUCCCUAUUAAUGGCCUACGUUUUAAACAUUUUACCGCUACCAGGAAUUCUAGGAGCACACCAUUUUUAUUUGGGUCGGUAUUUCUUUGGUGUUGCUUAUUUCUUUACCUUUGGACUGAUGGGAUUCGGGUGGUUGGUAGAUCUAAUACGACUCCCUAUUCUCGUAAAUCGUGCGAAUGAGAAUCUUCGAAAUCGAGGUUCAGCUCCAACACCAUCAAAAGUGCAUUUAGACGAUGCUUAUGUUCUUUGGUUUCCAUUUGGAAUCCUAGGAUUUCAUCAUUUCUAUUUACGUCGGUACUUGUGGGGGUUUUUGUACUUCAUGUCUUUUGGGAUAUUUGGGAUUGGAUGGACUGUGGAUUUGUGUCGAAUGCCAAGUUUGGUCAAAGAAUGCAACGAACGAUUGAUGAGGUUACCUUUCUUAAUUCAUGAUCCACGACAGCACGCGCCUAAUUUGACACAUUCUCAAACUGCUGGUGUUCAUGAGCAGCAAGGAGGAUACCAAACAGCGAAUAAUGGAAUCUGUCCAUCAGCUCCGCCAGCGGAGAGUGGAUAUAGUCCACAAACUGGUGGAAUGCCUAAUCCCCCUGGGUACUUGGAUGCACCACCACCAUACACUGAGUAAAGGAGAAACAAAGUUGAUGUUUGUCGAUAAGGGUGCAUUUUAUGACAUGCA
This is a messenger RNA of Saccostrea echinata, 1247 nucleotides long. RefSeq lists its product as uncharacterized. The transcript is spliced from 3 exons. The record is from RefSeq and is a predicted model, not a curated record. NCBI's taxonomy places the organism in Eukaryota, Metazoa, Mollusca, Bivalvia, Ostreida, Ostreidae. Bases 15 to 1196 code for a protein of 393 amino acids.